This is a messenger RNA of Gigantopelta aegis, 3058 nucleotides long. RefSeq lists its product as uncharacterized. The record is from RefSeq and is a predicted model, not a curated record. The coding region runs from base 65 to 1318 and encodes 417 amino acids. NCBI's taxonomy places the organism in Eukaryota, Metazoa, Mollusca, Gastropoda, Neomphalida, Peltospiridae. The transcript is spliced from 3 exons.
UUACAUUAAAUGUUAAUGCUAUACAGCCCAUAGUUAAAAUUUGAUUAACUGGUUUCAUUGCAAAAUGAAGCCAUUAACUAUAUAUUUAAUUGCUUAUGUUCUGUUUGGUUUGCUGAUAAUAUCGCAGAGCGCGAAACAUGAAACAGGUACAAGGUCUUCAGGACAUUCGUCACCGCCGGUUUCCUGGAACAAUGGCGCAUACAUGCACCUGCUCGCCCUGCAGAAACGGCAAAUCCUGGCAAAGAUCGCGCGCGUCAGACGCAUGGCCCUCUGGUCUCCCAACAUCUUCGGCCUGAAGCUGUCGUCGCUGAGGAAGCUGAACAAGGCGUACCAUAUGUUCGAGGCCUUCCGGGACACGAUGGACGAGUUCCCGAGGAGGAUCCAGAGCAAGCUGAACAAGCUGAUGGCGUCCAUGUACUACAGCUUCGUCGUGAACGAGACGGACAAUGUGAACCUGCCGUGCGAGAACCACGUCACCGACCUCAUCAGGAAGGAUUACUCUAAGUCCAUCUUCAGAUGGCGCCACAACGAAAAGCCCAUCGAGCUCGACCCGUCGCGGAUGGUCCUGUACAAGGGAACUUUGGUCAUACGGAACCUGCAGCUGUACGACACCGGCGUGUACACGUGCCAGAUGGAGUACAAGCCCGGCAGCCGCAAGACAGUCGGCAUCUACUCGGUGCUGGUCAGGACGGACGAGAUCAACAUGUGGGUCAAGGAGACGCUCGAUAUGACCUUGACCUGCAACAGCCACUUCCUCGGCCAGUUCUACCCGAACGCCAGCAGGGAGUGGUUCUACAACAACGUCCUGUUCGACGCCCGCGCCAACAAGACCAACGCCUCCUCGCCCGCACCCGACGUCUUCCACGAGGUCGGCAUCUCCUUCAACGGCACGUGGGUGUGCCGCGUCAUGAACGAGGACCCGCAGCGGACGUGGUACCCAGCCGUAUACAACGUCAUGAUUCUGCCGCCCCCGGCCUUCUACGAGCUGAUCGUCAUGUACGUCCUCAAGAACAAGGCUAGGUCCUUCCUGCUGCUGGUCGGGUUCACCUUCGGCGGCUUCAUCAUCCUCGCCGUCAUGGCCCACUACGGCCGCGAGUACCAGGACUCCAAGGCAAAGAAAAGGGAGAUAAUGAAGGAACAGCUGCUGGCCGUUCUCGGUGGUACGGGAAGGGUCAAGGAUGAAGAUGGGCCACGUGACGAGGGUGAUCUCCAGGACGGUUAUAGCAGUGACUCGGGGCUGGACAAUCAGCCCAGCGCCAGCGAAAUCUCAAUUCUUACCAACGGCAGCGUUCACAGUGAAACCGCUGCCAAAGUGUAAAUUAGUUUUUUGCAAGGCCCAAUUUCAUUUUUUUUUUAAAACAACAAACAAACAAACCCUACAUCGUAAGCGUAGUUUUGCACGUAAAAGUAAAUUUACGACUAAAGCACAGUUCUUAUUACUAUUAUAGUACAAUACAUAUUUUAUUUUGUCCUUAAAAUGCUCCAUUUUCCGUAAUUAUAUAAUUUUCUUCGUGAAAUAGAUGUAAAUGUAUCCCCGUAUAACUUCUAGCCGCAGACGUAAACUUUCGAACUGGUACAUGGUAUGUGCUAUCCUGUCUUUGGGAUGGUGAAUAUAAAGAUCCCUAGCUGCUAAUAGAAAAGAGUAGCCCAUGUAGUGGCGACAGUGGAUUUCCUCCCUCAAUAUCUGUGUGGUAUUUAACCAUAUGUUCGACACCAUAUAACUGUAAAUAAAAUGUGUUGAGUGCGUCGUUAAAUAAAACAUUUCCUUCCUUAAACUUUCGAUGUUUUGUGAAAUUUUCCCCAGCUAUCCUGUUAAAAAGACUCAAGAUUGUGUGUUGCUGCCAUUUUAAAAUUUUAUGAAUUUAACAUGAUAAUCAAUCAACCAUUUGGCACGUGCCGACAUCCAUGUCCUUGUUGAAGCACGUUUGUCUUGGGCACAUCAUCCGAAUUUCCCGGUGAAGUGUCCAAUAUAAGAAUGUGAUAAUAUUUGAUGUUUCAUGGCAGUAUGGACCGCUUUAUUCAAUUAAUGUUAGAACGGCUUCACGCAAACGUCUGUGAUUUAUUCUUCCAUGAACGCAACAAUGUUCAUGUUCAGUUUUCAUAAUUCCAAGUGUAUAUCGUUUCUUGAGGAAAUUAACACAUCGAAUAAAAGGAAUACUAAUUUUUAUUCUUUCAUACAUUCUAAGCAAUUAAUAACAUUUACUGAUUUUCAAUAUUAACAAAUAAUGUGGUUAUUUUGUUAAAUUUUAAAACUAAAACGAUCUGCUUUACGGAAUUUCGAAUAUCGUUUUUGUAGGGUUUUUAUAUAAGUCACAUGAUAUCAUUUGGACCAAUCCAAACAUUUAUAAGAAAAAGGUAUUUACUAAUUAGAAUUAUUUCCCACUAACAGAGCCUUUUUAUCGACUAAAAUUACAUACGUACGAGACAUUGGGACAGCUCUCACGAUUACGGAUGUAUAGUAAUAAUAUUGACGAAAAUCUACAUAAAAUUUACAUUAAAUAAAAUUGUCUUAAAUAUUUUGGACGUUGUUGUCAGACUGCAUUUAUAUAAAAUUAUAUUAUCUUAAUUUUGUAAUUAAUGUCACUACUUUUAACUAUAUGCUGUUUAAAGCUUUCAUUUAUAAUAUUUAUAUAUAUAUAUAUAUAUACAAUUUAGAGUUGCUUCGUAUUUUACUGAUUUUUUUAAGACACUUGUCGCCUUUUGAAAUUUCCUGAAUUUAAUUAUUAUUUCCUGAAUUUAAUAUACGAUUGUUGAUGAGGUAAUGAUGAAUAAUAAAUUUAAAAUAAUAAUACAGUUAUUCGUAAAGACGAAUAAUGGCAUUACAUCAAACCAAUGGCAUUAUUAUAUGUACACAAAAAUUUAAUAGUUACGUAUUAAAGACGCUGAACACUAUUUACUGUUCAAUUUACAGUUCGUAAUAUUCGUAACUAUCUUAACUGUAAUACUUUAUUAUAUGGCGAUUCAAACUUUAUUGUCAUUAUUCACCAUGUUUACCUUCUUCUGAAUAAUAAAUAAAUUAUAAACAAAGUGUGAAUAGCUAACCUAUUCACUUUCAACA